AAUCGCGCUUGUUCACAUGUCCUAUGUCCCUGCUGCUCAGCUCGCUGUUUCGACGCGUGUCCCUCUUACUCGCGGGGCUUUGUUUCAUUCUACUAUGUAUCCCUGGAGGAAAACCCCAGUCUCGCCGAAAGGAAUUCAAUGACGAGGAGGUUCGACUUGGCUUUCCGAUGAAACUCAACACCACAUCCUCUUCCAGCUUCAAAAGCUCUUUCACUGCAAUCCUUCCCAUAACAGAUCGAACAUUCUCCAACUUUGAAGACCUACUGGAUCCAUUCUUCUCCUUGAGUAGCUGCGUUACGGAUGUGUUGAUAGCAUGUCCGGAGUCUCUGCUGCCACAGGCGCGACUGGUUGUGCGCCAGAUCGUUCUUUCCUCGGCCCAGGAUCGAAAACACGUUGACAUGUCUCUUUACUCAUGGAACGUCGAACAACACUCCUCAAGCCGUAUUAUACUUGAAGCUGCUUCAAAAAUGACGACAGAUUGGCUUCUCUUGCUUGACGAGGAGGGUCUCAGCGGAUUGACUGGGCGAACUCGCGAUAUGCUCCUUUGUCCGGCAAGCCUUGAACUACCCAUAGGAUCCAGAGGAGUCUUUGCACAGUCCGGCAGCGCGUCUUGCGUGGUGCCCUCACCCGAUCCUACUGCUACCCUGUAUCUGAAGCCUCCAUUCUCAAUACCUCGUGCACUGAUCAAGAAGGCUUACAAAGACUGGGCUGAACUCGGAAGAGCGAUCUCAAGCCCUCAAGAUGGGAUCGGUGGAGUAAUGCGCGGUUGGGAGGGUGAUGGAGAUUGGUGUUCGACGUCCCGUUCGGAUGGCGCUCCCCUCAGCGUGACGUUCGUAUUUGUUCUUUCUAGUCGAAGUGACUUGUCGGCCGCCUCUCACCUGAUUUGUCGUCUGUUAUCUGCCCAUCACGAAGUCAGGAUUCUACUUCACUCGGAGAACGAAGGAGACGACCACAUGGCUUGCGAUCUCACCUGGGACGGUUUGGCUGACAGUUCGGCUUCCGUUCUUGAGUGGUUGGACCGUUUGGAUCAAGUGCCGGAUGUGUUAUUUGCCGUUGAAGAUUUGGCAGCUGGUUACUCUGCCCGUACUGUCAUAGUCCGAGUACCUCGUGAAGAUCUCGCACACACCAGCUGGAUGGGUUCCAUGUCCUAUCUGGAAUGGAUCAAUUGGAACAUGCCAACGGUUGAGCUCAGCAUCAUCACUCAAGAUCGGCCGGGAUCUCUUCAACGACUACUGACUUCACUCUCUAAAGCUCGCUAUUUUGGAGACUCUGUGGUGUUACGAACAAACAUGGAACAAUCUCCUGACACUGAGACCCUCCAAGUUCUGUCUGAGUUCCAGUGGAAACAUGGGCCUGUCUUCGCUCACCGUCGAAUCAUACAUGCCGGAUUGAUGCCGGCUGUGGUUGAAUCCUGGUAUCCUAGCUCAAACGACAGCUUCGGCGUUCUUUUGGAGGACGACAUCGAGGUCUCUGCCCUGUUCUACGCCUGGAUCAAAAUGACAGUCCUCCGUUACAGAUACAGCGAGCAGAGUCAUCUGACGAAGCAACUCUUCGGUGUCAGCCUCUACCAACAGAAAAACAUCGAACUGCAUCCUGAGAGUCGCAAGUCUUUCAAUGCUCGCAGUUACUUUGCGCGGAAUCGGAUCGCCGAGCCAACAACACCAUAUCUUUCCCAGAUUCCUUGCAGCUGGGGAGCCGUCUACUUUCCAGAGCACUGGCGCGAAUUCCAUGGCUAUCUUGCUGAGCGGUUCUCUCAAGCGAAGAUGGACAUCAAUCAGCCAGUGGUCCCUGGCGUCCGCUCAAACACCUGGACUCGCUCCUGGAAGAAGUAUUUCAUCGAGAUGGUUUACCUGCGUGGCUAUGUUAUGCUCUACCCCAAUUUCGCAUCCUUCAUGUCUCUGUCCACCAACCAUCUCGAAGUGGGAUCCCAUGUCAAGGAUAGGUCCAAGGAGAAGCAGCGGAUGUUCAGCAUGCCCCUCAUUGGAGCCGACGAAUCUUGGCGAUUGUUGGACCUGCCGGGCGAGAGAUUGCCGGCAUGGAAUACACUACCCGUACUUAAUUUGACUGGUUCUCUGACGACAUUAGAGCACCUUGCAUCGGUAUCCAUGCCCAGUCCGUAGCCAUGUGAUUAGUUGCCACGUGAUAAAUCAAACACGCAUCCUGUGAUUGGUUCUGACACUCCCCGCCGGGUCCAGCCGGGGAGAUCAGGUCUUGCUUUCGACGACGACGACCAUGUCCGUCCUCCCCCGUCUUUCUCGCUCUUUCUCCUCCUCUGCUUCGCGUGCGCUUGCAACGCCUGUCACCCAGAAGGCUGCGUUGAACAAGACCUUCAAAAUCUACCGCUGGAAUCCGGAUGAGCCCGAGAAGAAACCGGCUUUGCAGUCGUACACCAUUGAUCUCAACCAGACCGGGCCCAUGGUGCUGGACGCCCUCAUUAAGAUCAAGAACGAGAUCGACCCCACAUUGACUUUCCGUCGGUCAUGCAGAGAGGGAAUUUGUGGCUCGUGUGCCAUGAACAUCAACGGCCAAAACACAUUGGCGUGUCUUUGCCGUAUCGACAGAACAGAGGGCGCGGACAGCAAGAUUUACCCCUUGCCCCACAUGUACAUCGUCAAAGACCUCGUUCCUGACCUCACCAACUUCUACAAGCAGUACAAAUCCAUCAAGCCGUAUCUGCAGAACCCGAACCCGCCCGCAGAUGGCAAGGAGUUCUUGCAGAGCCCUGAGGACCGUAAGAAGUUGGAUGGAAUGUACGAGUGCAUUCUGUGCGCUUGCUGCUCGACCAGUUGCCCAAGCUACUGGUGGAACCAAGACGAGUAUCUUGGCCCGGCGACGCUGAUGCAGGCUUAUCGGUGGAUUGCGGACUCUCGGGACUCGCACACCGAAGAGCGGAAGGAGGUCCUUCAGAAUGAGAUGAGUCUGUACCGGUGCCACACGAUCUUCAACUGUUCUCGCACUUGCCCGAAGGGUCUCAACCCUGCAGCAGCCAUUGGACGCAUCAAGAUUGAGCUCGCUGCUGAUUAAAGGGCUGGAGGACAUACCCACUUUACCUACAUUGUCAAUUCGCAAACCAGGAGUAACACAUUCAAUUAUUUUCGAUAGACGACUAGUCGUUGAUGUGAGCGCGGCCAUCAAGGACCCGCUUGGCCUCGCUUGGUCCGUAGUUCAACCGCCCACUUCAACAACCCCGCAAUCCAGUUCGUUUACGCUCCAAGCUUCGGAAUGAGAGAUGACUCGCAGGCUGGUACCGUUGGAUUUCAGGCUGGUGGAUUCCUGGGGGAACCAAUCCCACCCCUAUUCGUCGCGAAACGCUUGACAAGUACGUCAUCGCGAUCGAAGGUCGGUAGGCUGGUCCCCGAAAUUUCUUGGCUCCACCCACCGGUCCUAAAAACUCCACUGCCACACUUGACCGAGUAGUGAACUUCGACCUGCACCAUGACUGACCCUGUGCCAGUCAAAGAGCGUGAUUUUGCUCCCCAUGUCGACCUCGACAAUGCACAACUCGACGAGCACCCCGAACAGCUACCAGCGCAGAGCCACAUCAAGCACGAGCGCGAGCAAGACGGAGAUUCGGAUUCGACGGGCACCGAGUUCUCCGAUGAAGAAUUCGACUGGGAUAAGGAGGACGAGGAUAGCACCCAGACUACGUCGGAGAAGCACUACAAGGCGAAGCGCGGCCGAGCGCUGUGGCUCGCGUUCAUGAAGCUUGCGCGACCCGUGCGGACGUUCCUCAUAGGGAUAUUGGGCACAGGGAUCCUCAUCACACCCUUCAUCCUCUUCCAAGUAGUGUUCACGAAGAGCCCUGCGCGACCACAUGUCCAUGCCUGGUCGCUCUGGUUCGCGAUCAUAUGGGCCGCCGGAUGCCUGACGAGCUUGGUUAUCGACAACAUCACCCGCUUCAUCAUCGCGGUCAUCGUACUGUUCGGAGGUCACGUCGAGCGACUCAAAGUCCAGCUUGAGGUCGUUUUCGCGGUCAAGGCAUGGCUUAAACUUGUUCUCGAUGUGACUUGGGCUUGGGUCAGUCUCUCGGUCAUCCGUGCAGUUGGCCAUCCUCCGGGCUCUUACUGGACCAUCAUCAAUCGGGUCAUGCAAGCUUUGUUCUCAUUCGCGAUGCUUCUUCUCGUGGAGAAGCUCUUCCUUCGCUUUGUUGCUAUAAGCUUCCAUCAAAAGGCGCUGGCCGACCGUCUGACCGAAAAUCGACUGGGCCUCAAAGCGCUCGACCGACUCUCCAACGCCCAACCCGCACCGAAGAAGCAUCCUUAUGGUCGCCGGGGAAGAAAGACCCCCACCGGCUCGGUCGACUUUUCCAGUGUAUUGCGAUUCACUGGCAACGGGAGUAAGCAGGUCCCCGAAACGAUCCCCGAGGAAAAGGUCGACACGGGCAAGCCGAUGAAGAAAGAGUCGGUCCGGAAGCAGAAGCGGCGCAAGGCGAUGACCAGCAUCAUUGUCGACCAAGUCGGGGGUGCGAUCGGCCACGUCGCCUUCAAAGGAAACAAGGAAGGCAGACUGGGUGAAUUGGCUUCUGCGAGGAAGUUGGCGAAGAAGUUAUUCGGCGCCUUGAGCGAUGUGUAUCCACCCCGGUCGCAUCUCAUUGUUGAUGACUUUUAUCCUUACUUUACCACCACUUCCGAAGCUACGGAGGCCUUUGCACUUUUUGACAAAGAUGGAAACGGCGACAUCUCGAAGAAGGAGAUGCGCGAAGCGGUCCAACGCAUUUACAGAGAACGACAAGCGCUGACAUCGAGCUUGAAGGACGUCGGCUCUGCGGUCGCCAAGCUGGAUGCCGUGCUUCUCUUCGUCGCUCUGAUCAUCCUCAUUUUCAUUUGCUUGCUGAUCUUCAACAAAUCGAACACACUGACCUCGCUUGUUCCACUGGGCACGAUCAUUCUCGGCUUUUCGUUCAUUUUCGGCAACUCCGCUGCGACGCUCUUCAACUCGCUCAUCUUCAUUUUCUCUACCCACGUGUUUGACGUGGGUGACCUCGUGAUGAUCGACGACCAAGUCCUCGCUGUCCGGGAAUUCGGGCUGUUUGCGACCACCUUCCGACGUGUCGACGGACAGGAGAUCAUCGUCCCGAACUCGCUGCUGUCUGGAUCCAAGCUUGUCCACAACUUGCGUCGCAGUAACUCGAUGUGGGAGAGCACAGAACUCGUCGUGGCUUACACAACGCCCCUCGAAGUCCUCGAGGAAUUGCGGACAAGAAUUAGCGCCUACAUCGCUGCCAACAGCCGUGAAUGGUCCGGCUCCGGACUCAACAUCGACAAGAUGGAGUUCCAAAAUGCCAUCCAUCUCAUUGUGGCCAUUGAACAUCGAGCCAACUGGCAAGACUGGGGUGCCCGCUGGACGAGACGAAACGAGUUCAUGCGCCAUCUCAAGACUAUUCUGGAAGAUCUCGAUCUCCGGUAUUCGCUGCCCCCUCAGCCCAUCGUGUUCCCGCAGGGUGGCCCGCCCCCUGCGCGCGCCUCUCCCGAUCUUGGGAACGCUGGCUCAUUCGGCAUGAGCAUGCCCCAGCCGGCCCGGUCCUUCCGGCCGGAUAUGAGCGGGUUCCAAUGAGUCAUGUCAAUAGAAACCCGAGCAGGACUCGUCUAGUCUACGCAUAGGCCUCCCAGCAUCACUAUCAUCUAAAGCAUAUCAAAUUAUCUUGGACAAUCUAUCGCAUUGCAUGCCCUGGCGUCUGACUACUCAUUAGUGGAAGUAUCUACUGAAUUAAACUAGACCAGCUUCGUUUGCGAGGGAGAAGAAGAUCGAGGACUGGUCGGCCAGCAGAGCCUGGGGCUCGUCGUACUCGGCCACUCUGCCUUGAUCCAUCACGAGGAUCUUCGAGCCACUGAUGAUGGUGUUCAAUCGGUGACUGUCACAGAUCAGAUCGCAUGCUUGGGGAGAGAAGACACGAUUGCGUACGCGAUGGUCAAGAUGGUCACAUCUUCGAAUGCUGGAGACUUGAGAAUGGACUGGAUCUGCUGGUCAGUGUCGAGAUCGACAGCCGAGGUGGCUGUGCGACGGGUCAGCCUAGUCUGGCUGUCGCUCUACAUCCUCACGCACCUUCAUCCAACACCAAGAUCUUGGACU
Messenger RNA from Mycena citricolor, 6069 nucleotides. Lineage: Eukaryota; Fungi; Basidiomycota; Agaricomycetes; Agaricales; Mycenaceae. The record is from the annotation of a GenBank genome assembly.